This is a messenger RNA of Cordyceps militaris CM01, 3111 nucleotides long. RefSeq names its product transcription initiation protein spt5. The transcript has 2 exons. Lineage: Eukaryota; Fungi; Ascomycota; Sordariomycetes; Hypocreales; Cordycipitaceae. The coding region runs from base 1 to 3111 and encodes 1036 amino acids. Gene Ontology annotation, biological process: regulation of transcription by RNA polymerase II; transcription elongation by RNA polymerase II; regulation of DNA-templated transcription elongation. The record is from RefSeq and is a predicted model, not a curated record. Gene Ontology annotation, cellular component: DSIF complex. Gene Ontology annotation, molecular function: mRNA binding; protein binding.
AUGGCAUCCAACGACCCUCGGCUCGAUGACUCGUCGGACGAGGAGGACUUCAACCCUGCUCCCGCUGACCUCUCUGAUGAGGAGCCAGAGAAACGUCGCAAAACCCCCGUUCGCGAUGACGAUGAAGAUGAAGAUGACAACACGUCGCCGGCGCGCCCGAAACCCGUAGAUGAUGAUGAGGAAGAGGAGGAGGAUGAAGACGAUGGUCCCAAGGGCAAGAACGACGAUGACGAUGAAGAAGAGGAGGAAGACGAGGAUGAUGAAGACGACGUGCAAAGGGGUCAUCGCAGAAAGCGCCGUCGCGACCGCCGUAACGCUUUCCUCGAUAUCGAAGCUGAAGUAGAUGACGAAGAUGAGGCUGAGGACGACGAAAAGGAGGAUGAAGAAAUUGGCGACUUCAUCGACAAUGAGCAUCCCGACGACCUUGCCGAUACCGCCCGCCUCAACGAUGAUCGUCGCCACCGAGAGCUCGAUCGCCGUCGCGACAUGGAGUCGAGCUUGGACGCCGAAAAGCAAGCCGAGCUCUACCGACAGCGCUAUGCCAAGUACCGCUCUGGAAAGGGCGCUGGCGAAUCCGCUGUUGUUCCCAAGCGCCUGCUUCUCCCCAGCGUUGAUGAUCCCGGUAUUUGGGCAGUGCGAUGCAAGGAAGGCAAGGAGCGCGAGGUUGUCUUUUCCAUCAUGAAGCGCAUCGAGGAGCGCAUGGGUAGCAAGGGCGAACUCGCCAUUACGGCUGCCUUUGAACGCGGUGGCACACACUCUGUCAUGAAGGGCAUUGUCUACAUCGAGGCCCAACGCCAGACUGAUAUUCUCGUCGCUCUCGACGGUGUCCUGAACGUUUACCCGCGAACCAAGAUGACGCUCGUCGACAUCAAGGACAUGCCUGAGCUUCUGCGCGUAACGAAGACGGCCACUCUGCAGCCCGGCGCGUGGUGCCGAAUGCGCCGCCCCAUCAAGCACAAUGGCGAUCUUGCCCAGGUCCUGGCUGUGACAGAAAAUGGCCUAGAAGCUCGAGUCCGUUUCAUCCCACGACUUGAUUACGGCGUGCGCGAUGACAAUAUGACGCAAGACGGAAAGAGAAAGCGAGCAUUCGGAGCUGGCCCUAAGCCCCCGCAACGCCUCUUCAGCGAAGUUGAGGCCCGCAAGCGCCACCCUCGCUAUAUUCAGGGUAAUCCGACGACAAACACAUGGACCUACAUGGGUGACGAGUUUGAGAACGGAUUCCAGGUCAAGGACGUCAAGAUUCAGCAACUGAUUCUUACCGACGUGAAUCCUACACUCGAAGAAGUGACGCGGUUUGCCUCUGGCGCUGAAGACGGUACGGAGAACCUCGACUUGAAGGCGCUCGCGGCCAGUCUCAAAGACAGCAACACGAAGGUUACGUACCUGCCUGGCGAUGUCAUUGAAGUCUACUCGGGCGAACAGAAAGGCGUUGUCGGCAAGGCAACCAAUGUGCAGGGUGAUAUUGUCACCAUGACUGUAACUGAAGGUGACCUGGCGGGCCAAACGAUCGAGGUUCCAAUCAAGGGCUUGCGCAAGCGCUUCAAGGUUGGUGACCACGUCAAGGUGAUUGGUGGUAGCAGAUUCCAGGACGAAGUCGGAACUGUGGUCAAAAUUUCCGAGGACAAAGUGACUCUAUUGACGGAUCAAACCAACAACGAAGUGACUGUCUUCAGCAAGGAUCUUCGUGAGGCAAGUGACAUUGGUGGACAGGGCUCCCUGGGCCAAUACGAACUGCAUGAUCUUGUUCAGCUGGACAUGACCACUGUGGGUUGCGUUGUCAAGGUGGAUCGCGAUUCCAUGGUCGUGCUGGACCAGUUUGGUGACACGCGACAGGUCAUGCCCUCGCAGAUCUCCAACAAGAUUCCCAAGAGAAAGCAGGCCGUUGCUGCUGACCGUGAAGGAUCCGAGAUUCGGCUCGACGAUGUUGUCAAGGAGUACACGGGACAGCAGAGACAAGGAAAGAUUAUUCACAUUCACCGUUCAUACGUCUUUUUGCACACCAACGACACGAAUGAGAAUGCGGGUGUCUUUGUGACCAAGUCUAGCUUGGUCAACACUGUGGCCGCCAAGGGGGGUCGUGUCAACGCUGCCACCUCAGGCCCUGAUCUAAGCUCCAUGAACCCUGCGCUCAAGAUUCACAAGAACGGGUCCGAAAACAAGCCCAUCACCCCUGUCAAGAUGUUUGGUCGCGACAAGGCUAUCAACCAGACUGUUAUCAUCAAGAAGGGUGCCUACAAGGGACUGCUGGGUAUUGUCAAGGACUCCACAGACACGCAUUGCCGUGUUGAGCUGCACACCAAGAGCAAGAUUAUUACGGUGCCGCGAGACUCGCUCAACUUCAAGGACAAGACGAGCGGCGCCUCCAUCGACAUCAAUGGCAGAGGCCGCGGCGCACCGGGAGGCGGUCGUGGCGAUAGAAUGCCGAGCUGGCAAGGAGGCUCUCGCACACCAGCUCCUGGCGGUGUCAGCGACCGCGUUCCUGCGUGGGGUUCGCGCACACCAAUGGCGACGGGUGGCCGGACACCUGCCUGGAAGGGCCAGGACUACUCUGGCUCACGCACGCCUGCGUGGGCUGAUGGGUCCAGAACAGUCAACCCCUACGAUGGCAGCCGCACGGCCUAUGGCUCUGGCUCUCGCACGCCCGCCUGGCAGUCUGGCGCCAGAACACCGGCUCCGGGUGACGCUUUCGGUGCCGGUUCGCGGACUCCUGCCUACACUGGCGGCGACAGCUGGAACUCGGGCUCCAAGACGCCUGCAUGGGGCACAUCGGCUCCCACACCCGGCGCGAGUGGCAACGACUCGUGGGGCUACACGCCCGGAGCCAGCGCUGGUGCCUAUGACGCGCCUACGCCUGGCGGCCCUCUCGGUGCUCCCACCCCAGGGGCCUUUGCAGCCCCGACGCCGGGUGCCUAUUCGGCGCCAACGCCGGCAGCGAGUGCUCCCACGCCCGGCGCGGGAUGGCAGGGCGGCUGGGGCGCCGACUCUGCGCCUACGCCGGCGGCAGGGGCUCCAACGCCUGCAGCGAGUGGCUACUACGGUGCUCCCACGCCGGCGGCGCCUCCCGAGACGCCUGGCGCCAGUGGUCCACGCUAUGUGGAGGACGAUGAUUGA